This is a messenger RNA of Pygoscelis adeliae (Adelie penguin), 2071 nucleotides long. It is a transcript of the gene OARD1, whose product is annotated as O-acyl-ADP-ribose deacylase 1. The coding region runs from base 64 to 675 and encodes 203 amino acids. Lineage: Eukaryota; Metazoa; Chordata; Aves; Sphenisciformes; Spheniscidae. Gene Ontology annotation, biological process: peptidyl-glutamate ADP-deribosylation. The transcript is spliced from 6 exons. The record is from RefSeq and is a predicted model, not a curated record.
ACUCUGAAGCAACAUUACUAAAUUGGCAGAAGUUUCUAGGGCAGACCCUGUCAAUCCACCCGGAUGACGGCUGUCCUCUCAGGACGCCAGUGGAGGACAGACGCCCACGCGAAGCCAAAGACAGGAUUUAACCGAACAGCACAGGCCCCGCUCUUAUCUCCCACCGUUCGGCAGGAUAAAACAUGUGCUGCAGGAGUCUUCACCAUAGCCCACGUUACCAUGGCCACCCACUUCUCCAAGGAUCAGGAGGAGAGAAUCAAGUGUGUUAAGGGGGACCUUUUCUCAUGCCCCCAGACGGACUCAUUGGCUCAUUGCAUCAGCGAGGAUUGUCGCAUGGGUGCAGGCAUAGCUGUUCUUUUUAAGAAAAAGUUUGGAGGCGUACAAGAGCUGUUGGAUCAACAAAAGAAGACUGGGGAGGUGGCGGUUCUCCAAAGAGAGGACCGAUACAUUUACUACCUGAUUACGAAGAAGAAAGUUUCUCACAAACCAACAUAUGAGAGUAUGCGAAAGAGUUUAGAAGCUAUGAAAGCUCACUGUCUAAACAAUGGAGUUACUGACAUUUCCAUGCCUAGGAUUGGAUGUGGGCUUGACCGCCUGGAUUGGAAUAAAGUUUCAGCAAUACUUGGAGAAGUGUUUGAAGACACAGAUAUAAAGAUCACAGUUUACACUCUGUGAGCAAAAGAGUUUAAAGAGAACCCCAUUUCCCUUGCUUUCAGGAGUGGAAACCUGUUAACUGGUGAGGGGGGAAACUGCAUGCUGAGCACAUCCUUCGUCUGAGCGUAGCUCACUCUUGUGUUGGCAGUGGCUUUUAACAACAACAACAAAAAAAAACAACUCCAGAGCAGCUAGUUUGGGAUGUAGUGUUCAGGGAGCCUGUGAAGAAGGCAGGGGUGUUGCAGCAACCCUGUGGGAGUUCCUGGUCUGUCCCUGCAAGCCACCAGAUGUCACUGGUCCUCCGCGGAGCACCUGCCUGCAGUAGAGCUUCUACUUAAAGCUGACAGUUCCUGUGCAGAGUGAAAUUGGAGCUGUCUGUUGCUUAGGUAUUUGUUGGUUUGUAGUUACGGUUGAUAAUGAUGAGCUGUGGAGCCCUGUCACUUUUGUUUUUUAAAGUUUUGCAAUGUUCAUGUCUGGCAUACAGUUUACUUACACUGUUCAUUGUAGGACUAAAAAUUUAAUUUCUACAUUCUGGCCACAAAUAAAAUCUUUUGUUACGAGAUUGUACUCACUAAGAAUCAUGCUGUCAACAUUAAAUAAAUAGCUCUUCAGUACUCUGCUGUCAGAUCAGAGCACGGUGGUUUUGAAAAACAUACCUAUGUCUGUAUGUGUUGUGGCUGUAUUCUAGAGGAAAGCUGGGUUUUGAAGGGGAAUGCUGGAGGUGUGUAAAGACACCUUGUGGGUGCAUUUUAUAGCAUAUAAUUGGUAUAGUUUGCAGAACUCGGUUUUCCGAGAACCCACACAUGUGAAUGACUGAUGGGCUGUAAAAAGUCAUAGUAUGGAGUUUAAGGUUUGUUUUUCGUAUUUCUUUUUUAGUGCAUUUGUAGUUUAGCUGUUAUAUGUAGGUUGGUGUUUGAUGUCACCAAUAGCAAAAGCAAAUCAGUAACACAGUUCAUCAGACCGCUGGUAAACACUUGAUUUUUGACAGUUUGAUUCCAGUACUGAAGAACUGUCAUAUACUCUGCAUUUCCUUCACGUUUGUUUUUCCCCACCCUCCCAUAAUAACAAAUCUUUGACUUCUGCUGUACUGAAUGCCCAGAAAAAUGCCAGAUAAGUUGAAUAAACCUAAAAGAUGGGACAUAACGGUUGAGAAGUUUUUAGCAUAACGUAGGGUUCCAAAUGGGUUUUCGCUGUGAAUUGAAUGGGUGGAGUGUUUUGUGUUCUGAGCAUUGUGGGUUAAUCUGUAUUGUGCGGUUUCUUUGCUGAUGCAGAUCUGCAAAUCCUGUUUGUGUCUUUAAGAGCUUCAUAUUAUUACUCUCCCUGUUUGUUGACCGUCCUUUGUAAACUUGUUUUUGGUGGAUAAUUGCUGUAGCUGAAUACACAACUGAAAGAAAAAUAAACUCAGUAAGACAAAUGG